Dinoponera quadriceps is the source of this 2255-nucleotide messenger RNA. RefSeq lists its product as uncharacterized. The record is from RefSeq and is a predicted model, not a curated record. Lineage: Eukaryota; Metazoa; Arthropoda; Insecta; Hymenoptera; Formicidae. The coding region runs from base 392 to 1120 and encodes 242 amino acids. The transcript is spliced from 4 exons.
AAAAAAAAAAAAUUAAAAUUUGUAUGUAAAUAUUUUAAUUACAUUUUGCAAGAGACAUAUGUUAAAAUUUAUAUUUGGUAUUAACAACAGAUAACAAAACUUAAAUUGUCAAACUAGCAUUGUUUGAGUGAUUUUCUUUUAUCUUAAGAAUUUGAGAGCUUGAUGUAUAAAUAUAGACGUGAAGUAGAUUAAUUUGACGUUUGGUCUGCGUUUACGGCGAUGCGCGCGAGAUACGACUCUCUGUGCUGAUCAGCGCGAUGUAGAUUUUUCUAUUAGUAAGUUCGUGUCGCGGAGUUUGUUUCAUUGACUCGAUACGGCAUACGAUUCCUUCCUGAAAGAAAGGCACCCGUGAUAAUUAUUUGUCGAGGCGAAACGCGAUUGCCGUGCAAAAAUGGCAGAGGAACUCUCCGGUAUCACCAUAGUGAUAUUCAUAGCAGCAGGCGUUUUGACGAUAAUGCUGCUGUUUAUCUUCGCGAAACGGCAAAUUAUGAGGUUCACCCUGAGAUCUCGCCGAGGUCCGCAUAUUCCUAUAGGACACGAUGCGAAAAAGUCCUUCAAGAAGGAAAUAGAAAGGAGGAUAGAGGUGAUACCCAGAAUUCAAUAUGAACCGCAACUCAUCAGUGAUUCUAGAUAUAUCCUGACUCCAGGUGGCCAAGCUCCGCCACAUUAUUACAGGCUGAAGACAGUUGAUGAUGUAAAAAGCUUAGAGUCAGAGAUUACGAAGUAUGACAGUUGUCUGAAAAGACAUCCUUCGGAAAAUCUGAGAGCUUACUUGCUCACCACACUUGCCACUCCGUUGAAUGGAAGCGGCCAGCGCUUAAUUCACCAGUUCUGUGAUCUCUACGAGCACGCGAGACACGACCCUACCGAGUUCGGCGACGAGGAGUACCAAGUGUACACUCGUUUGUAUCUGAAGUUAAUGGAUGCGGCACGCUUGUUGAAGUCGUAUCCGAGCAGCAGGAAGUCCAGUCCUAGUCGCACGCCGAUCAAGAAGAGCGUCGAAACGAAGAGGAAUAUCCUGGAGCCCAGGAUGCGUCCACCCGAGGAACAGAUCCUAACCGGCUCGAGACCCAACACUCUGACAGUGAUGGCGUUAGACAACAGCGAGACGUCCGUGUAGCAUUAUGAGUGUCGUCACAUGUAACAUAUGUGACGAGGAAAUUUGUAGAUAGGUAUGACACUGAAAUAAUAGGUGUAUGGGAGCUACGUGCGAAGGAAGAUGAAAGAUGAUCUAGUUUUAGUUAGGGAUCCUUAUGCAAUAUGCAUUUUCACUUUUACAACAAGUGCACCUGUGGCCGCUGCUUCAUUCGAGUUGAGUAUCAGUAUUAUCAUGAGUAACUUAUAUUUUAUAGAGACAGCGCGCGCGCACGCGAAUACGCGUUUCUCCUUCCGAUUUCUUUUGAUAUUUACAUUCGUAUUUACAUUUGUAUGAUUUUAUAUUUACACAAGGUCGAGGAGCCUUAUGAAAUAGCGUUUCUUCACAUUCUUCGUAUCGAUAUUGCGAAAUAUUUCAACAGGUACUGAUGUAUAUAAGAGAAAAAGGAACAAGUGUAAGGAACAAGUAGUAAUUAUCGAAAUAGGAGGUUACUAGUAGGAUUUUUUAAAACGUCUACUUCAUCAUAUGUGAUUCUCUAGGUGGCGAUAGCACUAAGCCGAUAACUGCUAAUUGCGAUUAACCGAGGUUUUCUUCUUCUCUUCCAUGUGAUUGACUCUUCAGAUAGUUCAAUGUAGAAUACACAUACGCUCGGCUACAUAUAUAUAAAUCUACAUAUCCUUGAUGAAAUUCGGAAAGAAACGUUCGUAUUAACAGGAAGAUAGAAAAUUUUCACGUUUUUAAAAUGUUUAUCUCUUUUGACAAUGACGGAUCAGCUUAUCUUUUUCUACACGUUAUUGUUGAAAAGUAUAUAAUACGCACGAUAUACUGUAUCGAACAUAGAGAAGUUUCUAACAAUUAAACGAAUUGAGCAUUAAUCGUGCGAUAAGGAUAUACGGACCUAAAUGUAUAUACAUGCCUGUCAAGGCUUGAUAUAAAUUAUUAUUUCGUUAGUGACUAAUAGAAAAGCGUAGACGUUUGAUCAGGUUGGUGUCGGGUGUGUCCAUAAUUUUCCAUUGCAGUCGUAGGAUUUAAUAAUCGUCAACCGAGUACACAAGGCUGAGUAAUGCGAAGAAAAAAAAGUAAAUCUACCGUGAACGUAUAUAAUCUUCCCUUUUUUUAUACAAAAAUAUCUCGUGUAAAUACAUUUAGUUGUACACGC